CGUUUCCGUUUCCGGUCUUCAUUUCCUCCGUUCCAGCAGAAAUUCGCCGUCGCGGUGUCGCGGCGCUCAUCUCUAGCUCUACUUCCGCCGCGCCUGCGCGCCGCGGUGCUGCGUCGCGGUGACGGAGCGGCGCGGCGCGGAGCGUCUCCUCCGCAGUGGACCUCCUGUCUCCGGGCUCCGCUCACCUGACGCGCACGGUUACAUCUCCUCUCGGCUCCUGGAGCUCCGCAGCAGGAGGCGUGUUAGCGGCCGACGGGCUGCGGCACCAACUGGACUCUGAUUAAGCCGGGCUGCUGGUCCGGUUCGGUUCUGGCUCGGUGCAGCCAACGACCAUCCGCAGCGGGACCAGGGCGCAUUCAGAACCGAACCGCAGUGGCAGAAGACGCAGUUUACAGGAAGCGGGAUCAUCACGGGUCCUGGAUCGGUUCUGAGGGGAGAUCUGGGCUGCAGGUACAUCAUUGCAGGAUGGACUCACCAGGAUUCAGAACCGAGCCAAGGGGACCGAACCGACCAGUCUAGAACCGACACAGAGCCAGCGCAUGUUGCGGACCUCCGGGGAGCUCGGCUGCAGGUAGAGCCACCCGGAACCAUGGGCACCCAGGGCCCCGGCCGGAAGAGGAUCCCGAACCGGGACCGCCUGGCUGCGGAGGAGGACGCGAUGAGCCAGAUAGCGCGAGAGGCCGAGGCCAGGCUGGCAGCAAAGCGAGCGGCCAGAGCCGAGGCCCGGGAGAUCCGCAUGAAGGAGCUGGAGAGACAACAGAAGGAGCUGUUCCACAGCACCAAGAAGUAUUAUGGUCUGGAGAAUAAGUGGGGUCAGAUCGAGCAGUGGAUGGAGGACAGUGAGCGCUACUCUCGCCUUUCUCGGAGGCACACCUCGAUCUCCGAUGACGAGGAGAGGAUGUCUGUUGGCAGCCGUGGCAGCUACAGGCCUUCCGACUACGGCGGGCUGCUGGGCUCCAGCUCUCGGGCCUCCUCCAGGGCCAGCUCAGCUCGUGCCAGCCCUGUGGUGGAGGAGAGGACCGACCGGGAGUUCAUCGAUAAGGGCUCCAGGACGGCGUCCACGCUGUCCGCCGCCACGCUGGCCUCGCUGGGCGGAGCCUCGUCACGCAGAGGAAGCUGUGACACGUCGUUCUCCGUGGAGACGGAGGCAUCGAUCAGAGAGAUGAAGGACUCCCUGGCGGAGGCGGAGGAGAAGUACCGCAGAGCGAUGGUGUCCAACGCUCAGCUGCACAACGACAAGACGACGCUGAUGUUCCAGGUGGAGAACCUGAGGGAGGAGCUCAGCGACAUGGAGGAGCUGCUGUGGGAGGCCCGGCGCCGCGGCGAGGACUCCAGCAAGGAGCUGGAGCGCGAGCGUCAGGCCCACAGCGUCCUGAAGGUCCAGUUCAAGGAGAUGGAAGAGAGCCUGAGACGAAGCAACGAGCUGCUGACGGAAGUCUCUGACCUGCGUCUGAAGAGCGGCAGCUACCGUCAGGAGGUCUCUGACCUGCAGGAAACUCUGCAGUGGAAAGAGAAGAAGAUUGCGGCAUUAGAGCGCCACAGAGAAACCUCCGACAUUGUUCGGAUCGAACGUGACCGGCUGCGUGCCGAGGUGGUCCGGCUGCGAGACUCCCUCAAGGACCACGGCGUGCUAGUCUCUCCUGACACCUCCACCAACGGCGAUGCAGAGCAAGCUGAGGAUGAAUGCGCCUCCCGACUGGCCGAGGACUCGUCUCAGAGCGGCAGAGAGAGCAUGCUGGGGAAAGCUUCAGAGCGGCAGCCAGCAGAGGACAACAGAACCCCUCAAAACGACCCCAAAGACAACAACAUGAUCUCUGGGAGUGACCAGGCCAGACCGUCCAGAGAGAGACGGAACCCGGCCGAAAGAAGGCGAAACCGGCAACCGCGGAGCAAAGGAGCUGAUCCCACCAAGAACCUUCCCUUUAAAGGGGAUGGAAACAGAGCUAAUAAAAAACAGCCCAGCAGAGACGGGCGUGGAGAGCCAGAUCACAGGCCUGAGCAGGCCUUCAGAGAUACCACCACGGCGGGUAACCCUGGAUCUGUUGGGGUCAUGGACCUGAACAACUUAGGAAGAAUGAGGGAAUCCACCAGAAAGACCGUAUCUGUCCUGGACCAAUCAUCUGGAAAGGUCCUCAGAUCCAGACUUGUUCCACCUCGACCUGCUAAAGAGAUGAUCCUGGACAAUCGAUUGGUGGUGCUGGGUCUUUCACCGUCUGGAAAACUGAAGUCUCUGUCUGAAGAGACGAUAAACCAGGAUGUCCCUUCCACACUGGAAAGCAAAGCUUCUUCCUCUGAAACAGACGUAGAACAAAAAGACUUGUGUUCCUUAGAUGUGGGUCCCCAGAGUCCAGAUGAAGAUGCUCCAGGUUUCAGUGAAGUUGGUCCCAGAGAGUCGAUGGUUGAGACGGAAAGGUUGAGUCCAGAAAGGUCCGCCAACAGGACUGAAGCCAAACUGGAGACUCAAGCAGCUGCUACGUCUUCUCCUGAAUCUUUGGGAAGACCCGAGCAAUGUCAGAAGCAAAGCCCUGGAGACCCACUCCUAGGAGCUACUCAGACCCCCACAGCUUGCCCUGAGCACCCACAGAGAACAUCACCCUUUGUUCCAGAGGACACGUGGACCAGUUUGGAGAACACUGUCCAAGAUCUGCUCCAAGGGUUGGAGGACACACCAGGGUUUGUGGUUGAAAUCUCCAGAAUCUUCUCAGAAAUCCUCAUCUGUCUCCAUCAGUGGAUCUCAGACUUGGAGAACACGCUUAGGAACGGCCCAGGAAAUGAGUCCUGUCAGAAUGAAGGAGGAGGACAUGCGUUAAUAAGGCCAGUGGUGGGUUCCAGACCCUCCAUGAAGACAUGGCUGCAUCUGGCAAGCCUAGCCAGAGAACCAGCAGAGCGUCCUGGAUGUGUGGGAGGAGAUUCUGCCUCACACAGAGUGGGUUCAGCCUCAGAGAGGAUGGAGAACCAGUCUGGUUCCUCAAACAGAGCUAGCUCCACUCCUCACCACCAUACCGCCAGCACCGACAGAGGGACCUGGUCCAGACACAGACACCUGCAGAUGGACGCUGAGUCUGGAGCCAGUCCUGCUGGAUGCUGCUUCCACCCACCUGCUUCUCCUGUGAACAACUCCUCUGCAGACUUUGUCUUUGUUGACUCGUACUUUGCAGAACCGCAGUCCAGGUCUGAGCUCAGUUUGGGGAAGACGUCCGAUAGUCAAAGCCAUCUUCAGCUUCCUGCCUCAGAAUCAAAGGAGCUGAGAGGGAACCGCGUGGCGGCACACUCUGCAGCUGGACAAAGUUCCUCUGUCAGGAGAUUCAUGGAAGUGACCGCUGAAGAGAUCCGAGCCUUGGCCGUUCCUGAACUGGCUCUGCUGGGCCUCCAGGAGGGACGACGGCUGGAGGGCUCCAGUGUGGGUUCAGUGGAGGAGCUGUCGGUGGAAGACAUGGACAGCUGUGAGGAGGCUGACGAGGAGGAAGAGGAGAUCAGAGCGCCUCCACCACAGCAGCAGGACCGGUCCAGGACGGAGGCGGAGGUUCACGCCGUUGUUCCACCACUGGGCAGUGCAGAACCAGAGCCGGACCACGAAGAACCCAGUCUGGACAGCAGGAAACACGAUAACACCGACUGCAAGAUUUCAUGAAGUCAGCAUCUUCUUCUGCUGCUGCUCCUCGACCCUGAGUAGCAGCGGUGGGACUACAAGCCUUUUGAUUCAGCGCAUCAUCGUUCUCACCAAGCUUAGAAACGGGCCGGUAGGCUCCACCUUACUGGGUUUCAGUACCUGUGAGCAUGCUAACAACGUUCCAGAUGUCCAUCCACCGAUUAGGCCCCUGUUCUCCACAGCAGCACCGUGGUUAACAGCUCCUGCUGCUUCUAGCUGUGGUCUGGAUGCUGUCGGUGGGGCAGACCCUGUCAGGAUACCCUGUCCUGUCCGGUUUUAACUCUUGGUGUCGACCAUUUUACCAAAACAGCGUGCAUUUGUCAAGCGUUACGUCGAUGGGGCUUGUUAUAAAAUACGAUUUAUGAAGAUUCUGAAAUGUUCCCAGUUUGAGGAACACUGCUAAACGCUGCUAACUGAUGCUAAACGCUGCUAACUGCUGCUAACUGCUGGUAAAUGCUGCUAAACGCUGCUAAACGUCGCUAACUCGAGCCCACAUGAACGAUUUAACAGGAGAAUCAAUGAUUCUAUGGCUCAGUUUGAGGAAUGCUGCUAAACGCUGCUAACUGAUGCUAAACGCUGCUAAACGUCGCUAAACGCUGCUAACUGCUGCUAAAUGCUGCUAAACGCCGCUAACUGCUGCUAAACGCUGCUAAACACCACUAACUCGAGCCCACAUGAACGAUUUAACAGAAGAGUCAAUGAUUUUACGGCUCAGUUUGAGGAACGCUGCUAAACGUUGCUAAACGCUGCAAAACACUGCAAAACGCUGCUAAAUGCUGCUAACUGCUGUAAAACGGUGCUAAACGCCGCUAACUUGAGCCCACAUGAACGAUUUAACAGGAGAGUCAAUGAUUUUACGGCUCAGUUUGAGGAACGCUGCUAAACGCUGCUAAACGCCGCUAACUGCUGCUAAACCCUGCUAAAUGCUGCUAAACGCUGCUAAACGCUGCUAAACGUCGCUAACUCGAGCCCACAUGAACGAUUUAACAGGAGAGUCAAUGAUUUUACGGCUCAGUUUGAGGAACGCUGCUAAACGCUGCUAAACGCCGCUAACUGCUGCUAAACCCUGCUAAACGCUGCUAAACGCCGC
Molecule: messenger RNA, 4739 nt
Organism: Fundulus heteroclitus (mummichog)
Lineage: Eukaryota; Metazoa; Chordata; Actinopteri; Cyprinodontiformes; Fundulidae
Gene: lrrfip1b
Product: leucine rich repeat (in FLII) interacting protein 1b
Exons: 15
Coding region: 590-3631 (1013 amino acids)
Biological process (GO): regulation of transcription by RNA polymerase II
Molecular function (GO): DNA-binding transcription factor activity, RNA polymerase II-specific; RNA polymerase II cis-regulatory region sequence-specific DNA binding
Source: RefSeq, a predicted model, not a curated record